Letharia columbiana is the source of this 2970-nucleotide messenger RNA. RefSeq lists its product as uncharacterized. Gene Ontology annotation, molecular function: mismatched DNA binding; ATP-dependent DNA damage sensor activity; ATP binding. The transcript is spliced from 15 exons. Gene Ontology annotation, biological process: mismatch repair; chiasma assembly. NCBI's taxonomy places the organism in Eukaryota, Fungi, Ascomycota, Lecanoromycetes, Lecanorales, Parmeliaceae. The coding region runs from base 1 to 2970 and encodes 989 amino acids. The record is from RefSeq and is a predicted model, not a curated record. Gene Ontology annotation, cellular component: nucleus.
AUGAUUGCCGCUAAGCGUCGUCGUGAUGGCUCCAUCACUGCAACGCCAACAGUGAGCCAAAGUAAUGACGCGCGUGCAUCAUCCUUUGUCCAAUCAUCUCCACUUCGUCAUUACCAGCGAACCAAGCAUCCUCAGCAACGACCUACCAAAAGAGUCGGUCUGCAUCUUCCUGGAAACAAUCCUGGCUCGAGUGCUCCGUCUUUCUAUGUACGUCCUGGCUAUCGACAUUCCAGCCUCUCUUCCGUUGCUGCUUCCGCUGUCGAUGUAGCUCGGGAGAAUGAAAUUGAAGGGGAGCAAGAAGAGGACAGCGAUCCUGACGAAGUCAUCAUGUGCGUUGACAUGAGAGAAAGGGGCACCGUCGGUUGUUGUUAUUACGAGUCCUCUACGGGCAGCUUGCAUUUGGUAGAGGAUAUUCAAUGUGGAGGCUUGGAGAUGAUUGGCACUUUGAAGCUGCACAUUCAGCCCACGGUGGUCAUUUUAUCAAUGCGAGUGGACGAGACCGUCGAGCGGUACUUUGACCCAGAUGGAAGGAGUCGAGGUUCAGCCAACGGAGAUAGUGACCAAUUCUCUCUGCCCUACGUGCUUGAAAUUCGUCCGUCCCAAGAGUUCAGCUACGACGCUGGGAAGAACAAGCUCAUCAAUCUUCGCCUCUUCGCUGACGGCAGCCCCGAGAUUUCAUUCAUCACACCAGCAGAUAAUGAUCCUUACGAUGACUACGGCGAGGGUAUCGGCGCAGGAUAUACAGGCCGUCAGGGUCAACUACUAAGGUUAUCAGCGUCGAUCGAUAUAGAAAGCCGCUUAACUAUCGGAUGUGCUGGUGCGCUACUCACAUACGUAACAAGGAGGAAAGCGGUCAAAUACCUGCCUAACGAUGUUAACCCAGGCAACUCGUUCCGUAUCUCCACAAUUGAAAUGUUCAGUCUGAAAGGCAUAAUGUUCGUCAAUGCAGACACCUUGGCCUCUUUACAGAUACUGCAGUCAGAAUCCAACCCAAACACACACAGCCAAGGCCCAACGAAUGCCUCCUCUGGAUCCAAGGAGGGUCUUUCUGUCUACGGCCUCUUUCACCAUUUUGCAAGGACUCCACAAGGCAAAUAUCUUCUCCGGCAGUACUUUCUGCGCCCGAGUCUAGAUUUGAACGUGAUCAACCAGAGGCUCGAGACCGCUAGCGUGUUCUUGAGACCAGACAACAAUGGUCCAAUGAAUGGUAUCGUCAAGAGCUUGGGUCAGAUAAAGAACAUGAGGACGGUGAUGAUACAUCUGAGAAAGGGUAUCAGCAAUGGGUUGAGUAGAGGAGGUGGGAUUAAGAGCGGCAUCUGGUCGAGUCUCCGAUCGUUCGCUUUUCAUACGCUGCAAAUUAGGGAUGCUCUGGCAGAGGUAAACGGCAUGGAGAGUCUUAAGAUUGGAACGAAAAUUCUUCAGAAGCUCGAUCCUCACGGGCUGGCGAGAAUAGGAAGGAACGUUAGUGGGAUAGUUGAUUUCGUCGCGUCUGCGGAUAUGCAUCGCACUGUGGUCAAGUCGGGUGUCAGCGCUGAGUUGGACAACAUGAAACGGACCUACGACGGCAUCGAAGAUUUGCUAAAUCUAACCUCUCAAGAAAUUGCCGCGACGAUACCGGCAAUCUUUAGUCUCGAUUUGAAUGUCAUCUUCUUCCCCCAGAUCGGCUUCUUGAUCUCAAUACCACUCAAUCCAGACACUGGUAGAGGCGACUGGGAAGGAGGUGAGAUACAGGAUCAGCACUGGGAUCGUAUCUUCUCAACGGCAACGAGAGUAUACUACAAGGAUUUCCGAAUGCGUGAGCUUGACGAAACGCUAGGAGACAUGUAUGCUGUAAUCUGCGAUAAAGAGAUAGAGAUCAUCCAUGAGCUCGGGGAGCGAGUUUUAGAGCAAGAAGCUAUGCUAAAUCAAGCCUCCGAUAUUUGUGGAGAGCUAGAUAGCCUUCUCGCGCUUGCACAAGGGGCAAGAAGUUACAAGUUCUCCAGACCACGUAUAACACGCAAUAACGUCAUUCAGAUCAAAGGUGGUCGGCAUGCGUUGCAAGAGCUCACAGUUCCAGCAUAUGUUCCCAACGAUACCUUCCUUGUUGGAGGACCUGGCCCCCCAGACCCGACCGAAUUUCAAGAAGUCCAAGCUGGAAACGACGAGGCGACUAGGGAAGUCUUCCAGAAAACCAUUGACUCCGACGCCUUGGAAGGACCCAGCAUGCUGAUUAUGACCGGACCAAAUUAUUCCGGCAAAAGCGUUUAUCUCAAACAAGUUGCACUAAUUGUGUAUAUGGCACACGUCGGCUGCUUUGUACCGGCAGACCGCGCGAUUGUGGGGCUGACGGACAAGAUAUUGACUCGAAUUGCUACUAGAGAGACCGUAUCACGUUCUCAAAGUGCCUUCAUGAUUGACCUGCAGCAAGUUGCUCUUGCGAUGACGUUGACAACACACCGGAGCUUAGUGAUCAUUGAUGAGUUUGGCAAAGGAACUGACUCAAGCGAUGGUGCCGGCCUAGCCUGCGGCGUCUUUGAGCAUUUCCUUGGCCUCGGAAUUGACAGACCCAAAGUUCUGGGUGCCACUCACUUUCAUGAGAUAAUCGAAAACGGAUUCCUGCAACCUCGACCCUCCCUAACCUACGGCUAUAUGGAGGUGCGUCUCGAUCGUGAGGCAAAAGACCUAGAGGAUCAGGUAACUUAUCUAUAUAACUUUCGAGCCGGCCGUAGUAAUACAAGUUAUGGCAGCUGCUGCGCGACCUUGAACGGCGUUGACGCGACAAUCGUUGACAGGGCCAACUACCUCUUGGAUAUCAGUGCAAAAGGCGAGGACCUGGUAAUUGCAUGCGCGAAAAUCUCGGAGAAGGAAGAGAACGAGCUGAAGGAUGCCGAGGAGAUAGCAAGGCUGUUUCUGAUUCAGGAUUUUCGAAGCCUAUUCACCAGCGUCAAUGGAUCUCAAGAGGCUCGAAAUAUACUGGCAAAGCUGAUAUAG